AUGCUGAUCGCGUUCUUUGACCAGAAGGGUGAGGUCCAUCAUGAGUUUGGGCCUCAGGAUCAAACAGUCAACCGGCACUUCUACCAGCAGGUCCUCGAUCUCCUCCAUGACUGGGUACAAGGCAGCAGGCUGAAGACUGUGCUCAAAGGAAGUAAUUUUGCCACUGUAGGAGAGAUCAAGGCCACUGUGAUGAGGGAGCUGAGAGACCUGAAGGAGCAGGACUUUGCUGAGUGCUUCCAUGGGGACAGAAGAGAAAAGAAGCAAGAUUGGAAGGAAGAUGUGCUGGAGUGUCUGGAGAGGGCUGAGGAUCUUCUGCAGAAACUGGAUGCUCAUGCAAAUUACAUCCAAAAAUGCCAAUCUUCCCUGAAGUCUUUCCUCAAAGAGAAAACAGAGAAUUUGUUUCAGGGCCCAGCGGAUGUUGGAUCAUCAACUCCUUUAGACAAGAUCUAUACGGAGCUCUACAUCACCAAAGGAGGCAGUGGGGAGGUCAACACUGAACAUGAAGUGACUGAAUUAGAGUGCAGAAGGUGUCAGAGUGAGGAGACAAAAAUUAACCUCAAUGACAUUUUCAAACCUUUAUCGAAUGAAGACAACCCACCUCGGAGAGUUCUGACCAAGGGAAUAGCUGGGAUCGGAAAAACAGUCUCUGUUCUGAAGUUCACUCGGGACUGGGCGAGAGGGGACACCAACCAAACCUUUGAGUUUUUAUUUCCAAUCACAUUUAGAGAGCUGAACUUAAUCAAAGAUAAGAGAUUGAGUCUCAUGGAGUUGAUCACCUACUAUUUUAUAGAAGUGAAGGAUUUGGAGGCCUCAGAUUACGAUAAUUUAAGGGUGUUGUUCAUCUUUGACGGCCUGGAUGAAAGCAAAUUGGAUUUCAAGGAAAACAAGGUGUUCCGCAGCGUCACGGAGCCUAACACAGUGGACGUCCUGCUAACCAAUGGGAAACUAAUGUGCAAUGCCUCGGUCUGGAUCACAAGUCGGCCAGCAGCAUCGAUGAAGAUUCCCCUCAGGUACAUCGACGUGGUGACCGAGGUCCGUGGCUUUAAUGACGAGCAGAAAGAGGAGUACUUUCAGAGGAAAGUGACCGACAAGGUUAUGGCUCAGAAGAUCUUCCAGCAUCUCCAGUCCAAGCCCCUGAGAAGUCUCUUCAUCAUGUGCCACAUCCCCGUCUUCUCUUGGAUUUCUGCCACGGUUCUCCACAACCUUCUGACAGAAAGUCACAAAGGUGAGCUUCCCAAGACGGUGACUGAGAUGUACACACACUUCCUGAUAGUCCUGAUGAAGAUGGCACAAGAGAAGGACUACCAGGACAGAGAACCAGACAGAGUGCUGAUUAUGAAACUAGGAAAGCUGGCUUUUAGGCAGCUGAAGAACGGCAACGUGAUCUUUGAUGAAGAUGCCCUAAGAGACUGUGAGAUUGACCUGAUCGAAGCCGCCGUUCAUUCAGGACUUUGUACGCAGAUCAUCAAAAAAGAGCGUGGCCUUCACAAACAUGAGAUGUAUUGUUUUAUACAUUUGAGCGUUCAGGAAUUUCUUGCAGCCCUGUACGUCUUAGAGACCUUCAUCGAUCAUGGAAAAAACCUACUUACCAGUCAGACAGGCAUGAAAAUGCCAGGAAAACUUCAGUCAAUCAUCUUCCUCCACAGGGAUGCUGUAGAUAUGGCUUUGGCCAGCGACUACGGACAGUGGGACUUGUUCCUGCGCUUCCUGCUGGGUUUAUCCCAGGAUGAAAACCAGAGGCUCAUUCAGAAAGUAUUUGGAUUCAAGGCAGGAUGUCUGCUGAGCAACAAGGAGGUGAUUAGCUACAUUCACAAGAAGAUUAAGAAGCAGACUUAUACCGAACAUAAUAUCAAUCUGUUCCACUGUCUGAGCGAGCUGGGGGACCAUUCUCUGGUAGAUCAAGUCCUGAAGUACCAGAGCUCAGGCCAUGUUAGUAAGAUCCUACCUGCACACUGGUCAGCCUUGGCCUAUAACCUGCUCAUUUCCAAUAAAGACCUGGAUCUCUUUGACUUGAGGAAGUUCUGUAAAUCAGAAGACGCUCUGGAGAGGCUGCUGCCUGUGGUCAAAGUCUCAAAGACGGCUUUGCUGACUGACUGUGGGCUCACUGACAGAGGCUGUAGCUACAUGUCAUCUGUUCUCAGCUCUAAGUCGUCUGGUCUGGAGCUAUUGGACCUGAGCAUAAAUGAUCUUGGUGACUCUGGAAUGAGACAGCUUUCUGACGGCCUGAAGAGUCCCAACUGCAAACUCCAGAGGCUCAUUUUAAAUGAAUGUAACAUCACCAUGGAGGGAUGUCGGUCUCUGGCUGAAGCUUUGACUUCAAACCCCUCACAUAUCAGAGAGCUGGAUCUCAGCAGGAAUAAAUUCCAGGACGAAGGACUGCAGCCACUUCUAGGAAUUCUUGACAGAUGCUCUUUGGAAACUCUGAGGCUGGCUCUUUGUGGGUUUUCAGAAGUCGGCUGUGCUGCUCUCGCUUCCUCUCUGGGAUCAAACCACACCCACCUCAAAGUCCUGGAUCUGGACUGGAAUGAGCUCAAAGACAACGGGGUCCACAGCCUUUCUGAGUUUUUGUCUGACUCGCUUUGUGGACUGGAGAGACUGAGUUUGAAAGACUGCAAGCUUACAGAACUCAGCUGCUCUUAUCUGGGCCAAAUCUGCUGCCCAGCGCUCAAGGAGCUGGACCUGAGCUCCAACCAGCUGGGGGAGGCGGGGGUGGAGCAUCUUUGUGAAUGGCUGGGUAAACCUCAGUGCUGUCUGGAGAUCCUGAGGUUGUCUGGGCUGUCAGAUAGAAGCUGUGAGGAUCUGGCCUUGACUCUGAAGAAGACUUCACAACUCAGAGAACUGCACCUGAAGGUGACUAGAAAAGGGGGGCCUGGUCUGGAGCAUUUGUAUAACCUAGAGGAGGACAAUCAAAACAGACUGCAGACUCUGACAGUCAGGGACUGAUCAGAUAAUCAGCCACAAGAACCAGGACCAAGAGACUCUGUUUACAAAGACCCACUACCUACUACUAUAGAGCUGUUUGGGUUUUAUCUGGCUUUUCUAAAGGAGGCAGAACGGGGGAGGGGGAGGGGGUUAAGGAUCUGCUACACUGCUAUAGUUUCUCUGUAAGCCUUCAUCCACUAUACACUAAACAACAGUCUUCUCCUCUGUGUUUGCUCUGACGCCACCUUGUGGCAAAAGUCAUGCAGCACAUCUUUGUCUUCACAGGUUAACAGCAGCUGCAGAAAUAAUGAUGCAGUUUAGAAAAAUACACCAACACUGGCAGUAAAGAGGCUAACAUAGUCAGCAGAGUACAGAAAAACGGUGUAGGGAGGGGCUACAUGUGAUCCUAGGGCCGGGCAGUCUGGUUUAAAAAUUAAAUCUGACUUUAAAAUGAAAAAUAAACUAUUCAAACAGGUUUACUUUCAUUUUAUCAAUAGGAUGUGUCAAAAGUAAAGAGAAUUUUCCUCCACAGUGAUACUCAACAUGUGGCUCUUUUAUGUCUUCAUUUUAAAUACUAUUCCCUCACUAACCUUAAAAAAGGGGAAACUUUUUUGCCACUUUUCACCCAUUUAAGCUACUUUUUGAUU
Cheilinus undulatus (humphead wrasse) is the source of this 3569-nucleotide messenger RNA. Its product is annotated as NACHT, LRR and PYD domains-containing protein 3-like. Gene Ontology annotation, molecular function: protein binding. The record is from RefSeq and is a predicted model, not a curated record. Lineage: Eukaryota; Metazoa; Chordata; Actinopteri; Labriformes; Labridae.